AUGCAUGAAGUGAUGAACUUUUUCCAUCCAAAUCAAGAGUUUUUUGGAGAUUUAUCGGGUACACAUUAUAUAGGUCAUAUAAAUUCUAACAAUCCGAUUAAUCAACAUUACAAGACUCAGCAUGGUUAUCUCAGUCUGAUGACUGUACUCUGUAAGGUACAACUGGUCAAAAUCAGUCGGUUAACCGGUUGGUCGCAACCUUUGACGACUGGACUAAAGAUGGUGGUCAAUGAUCCUGGGGACCGACGUCUCUCCCCAUCAUUAUGUAAUUAUGCAUCAGAUUUAUUAUAUAGAGAAAUAAAAGAAAUGAAAAUGAAUCAAGCUUACCGUAAUGGUCCUAUCGAAAGAACUAAGACUACCUAUAUAAGGUUUAGUAUUCUAAUAUUUAAGACCAAAAUGUAG
Funneliformis mosseae is the source of this 402-nucleotide messenger RNA. NCBI's taxonomy places the organism in Eukaryota, Fungi, Glomeromycota, Glomeromycetes, Glomerales, Glomeraceae. The record is from the annotation of a GenBank genome assembly.